This is a messenger RNA of Fulvia fulva, 390 nucleotides long. RefSeq lists its product as uncharacterized. Bases 1 to 390 code for a protein of 129 amino acids. The record is from RefSeq and is a predicted model, not a curated record. The transcript has a single exon. Lineage: Eukaryota; Fungi; Ascomycota; Dothideomycetes; Mycosphaerellales; Mycosphaerellaceae.
AUGUCAACCAGGAAGGGCAGUUUACCGACAAGCACGCGUUGGAGCCAGCGCAUCCCGUACAGCCAUCAGGUCUCAAGCCACAAGCCAAAAUCUGCCAGCAUUGGUACCACAACGGGACAUGCAAACAGCACGAGAAGCAUACAUGUCCGGAGGAACAAGGCUGGCUGCAACUACCUUUACGAAUUGACUGAACCGCCAUGGAUGGUUCAGCCUCCGCCGGGCUACAAGCACCAAGCACCGUGCGAUAGGCCAUGGUGUCCGUGCGAUGCUCGUGAAGUGCUUACACUCAAGAACUCCACACCUCAGAACGAGACGCACAACGAACCAGGCGCCGAAGGCAAGUAUGACAGCGACGACAGCGAUGAGUGGUUCCUCAAAUGUUUUGAUUAA